AUGUCCACAACAGACCGGAUUCAUGCCCUUCUGGACAUGCUUGCACAGAAUCGAUCGGGGGCGUUAAGGGAUGAAGUUGUCAUUGACGCGCCAGUGCACUCCGUCCUCCCUCCAAAGUUACAGAAUCCACCAUAUCCGCCCCGUCCCGUGUCCAAAUCAGGAACAAAGCUGUCUCUUGCAAAGAAAACCAAGGAACUCAUCGACACUCGACCCCCAAACCCUCCCCCCAAGCCUUAUGAACCACGAUCUCGCCUGCACUCUAACUUCCCGCUGCUAAAGAAGCCCAACUUUACCAAAAACUACAUGGACACAGAUGCGAGAUUGUUCGGAGCACCUGGGGGCACUCAGACCCCCGGGGCUCGUGGCUCAGUGGCCCCCAUUCAAACCCUGGCGAAAAAACUUUCCCCACCCCGGUCGCGGAGUUUACGCAGCAAUGAUAACGACGAUUAUAAGGACAUAACCGUGGCUGACAUAGAUCAUUAUGGCAUGUACGAGAUGAUGCUUCGUGGAGACGUGCCCAAGGAUGCAGAUCUUGGACCUGUCUUCUUCGGCCAUCCAAGAGAUGUCAGACCUACUUUGAUCGCGCGAGUCUUGGGAACGCGCGAAGAGAUUCAGGGUGCAACCCAGCCCAGGAUUCGCGAAGACGUUCCAAGACACUUUAGUACAAUAAAAUUUGAUCUUGAUCUUCUCGAUCAAGCUCUCCAGGCCAUGCCUGCCUCAGACGAAUAUGACAUCUCUUUUAUAAGCGGCGGAGCUACGGCACAUAAGCUUGAAGAUGCCUCUACUUUGAGUCAAACAGAAGGGCCCAUAACGUUCAAUAUCUCUAGUUCAGAUAGAACAGACAGAUCACCAAAUGUGGAAGCAACAACAGUGGCGGAAACAAAGGCACUUGAGAAAGGUGCAAAACCAGUACUCAGGAGUGUCCAGAGACCGCUCUUGAGCACCCUUUUCAAGUAUCCCUCAGAAUACCAGAAUCUGCAGCACUUAGGACAAGCAACUAUAACCAUCAAGAACUCCGCACACAAGCGAAGGUACUCGUAUAUGCUGUCGCAUGAGUUUGUCUAUGACUUUAGUAUUCCGGUUGUAGACGGAAAGAUUCUAACAAAUACAAAUGUUUACCAAGCAAUGAUGGUACAGUACGCGUUUAUUUCUAGUUAUAUAGGUUUUAUUGUAGAUAACUUGCAGAGAUUAUUUAGGUAUACUCCUUCAUUCAGUGGUCACAUAAACGGCAAUAAUGUUAUCUCAUUAGCCCUUUCGGUGUACUUCAAGCCAUUUGUCAAUCUUAGUGCUCUCUCUGAAGAGGCGUAUUUCAGCUUAGUGCUUACAACUACUGCAACACCACUUAGCCUGCAGAUGACUGCCACCACAAAUAAUAGAGAUGCUGCAUCAGCCACUAUAAUUCAAGCAUAUUAUAGAAUGCUCUGUGCAAGAAGGAACUUUAUUUUUGUGUGCAAAAGCAAGAGGGCCUCAUUGCUUAUUCAAACAUAUGGCAGGAGGCGUCUUGCCCUCGAUAAGGUGGAAAGACUCCGGAUAGAAAACAAUGCAAAUAUGCAUCUGGUGAUGCUCAAUCUCAAAGCUACGUUGAGCGAUAACUUAGCUGCUACGACCGAAAAGCUAGCAGUGCGCUUGUCAGACCUGACAAUUAACCAAAAUCAAUGUGUACAUGAUCUGAUGAUAUCUGAAGCAAAUUUCUGGAAGAAGGCUUUUCGCAUUGGAUACACUCCAGAUGCAUAUAUGUACUGCAUACUGAUUGCAACCAGACCUUGCAAUCUAUGCAGUCAGAAGGUUUUGCUCGGACAUUCAAGUUCUCCUCCUUCUGAUAACCUAUUUCAAAACGGUAUCUUUCUACGACGUGACCUAUACUCCCUAAGUUUUGUUGACUUUUCUUUGCUUGUAGAUCCACGCCUGCACAUCCUUGCCCUAUGUGAUGGGGAAUACACAGGCAUCGCAGAAAUUAAGCUGGCACUGCAGAGGCUCUAUCGAGAUGCCAUUCCCUUGUCAAAGCUGGACGUCAACCGGAUAACAAUCUUGGACGAUCCAAUGCUCCUUGAGGCACUUAAAGAGCACCGUAUGCUUACAAUGCAUACCAAUCUUCUGUUAGACUUGCAGUUUGGUCGAACUCGAGCAGCCUUUAAGCGCUCCAUAUUAGAUGCAAUAACUAGAACGGGUGGGUCACCCGAUUCCUUGGUAUUUUACAUGCCCUACGCAUAUCAGCAAUUUGAUAAGAACUACGAAAAGCUGUCUUAUUUAACUGGAAUACCGAUUUAUGGCCACAUAACGCACGAAGCCCUGCAGUACACUAAUGUUCAAGAAAGGUUGAAGAGCGAUCAGAAAUUUAUUUCUUUGUCAUCUUCAUCCAUCGAUAGAUCACGCAGCCGCGGUCCAGAGCGAGUAGCGAGCUUUGGAGUGGCUCCUACACAGAACUUCUCCACAACAGAGAUCCAGAGCCCAGCAACUUGGACCAAGCUCGCUGUUCAUGCGAUGACCUCUCUUAAAUAUUCGUCGGUGAUAAUUAGGCCAGAUUUAAUGUGUUAUUUGCCUGGCUGUGACAUCCUGGGGGACUCUCUGGGCGGGCUAGCGUGUGGUAUGUCUGAGCUUGACAAGGAUGGGUACAAGGCAGUUAAGACCAAUACAGAUCUUAUCAGGGAGAUUACCAUAUCGUUUCCAUACAAAAAGAUAGAUGAGAAGUGCCUGAUCCACCUUUAUACCACUACAGGGGCUGUAUUGCAGUGCAUUCCAGUCAAUGAGAAUGUAAUAAGGUACAUAACUUUUGCAUUAUACAUUGGUACAAGUGCACAAUAUGUGGUGAUAGGAUCAUACGCUGAAGUACCCAGCUAUAGCUAUUUUCCCGUGGGCAAGCUGAUGUCAGCAUGUUAUCUUUCUCCUGCGCUCGGUGAGGUAGAGAUCUUCAGAUCAACGGUGGGCCUCUUUGCAUCCACCAUUGCGACAGCCUAUCAUUAUAGCGGCUAUAUAACGCUGAGCUUUGUGAUGACAACUGGAUACAAGUACGGCGCAGAUAGAGGGGUCAUAUGUCCCCGUCUUAUUUUUAAUGGUGUCACGUAUGGGCUAACUACUCGCAUCCUCACAACGGUGUACCAGUCGUUAUUGGGAGCGACAGCAUACGAUUAUAAUUUGAUGAUGACUUCAGUGGGUAAUAGCCUCGUUACAAAUCAGAAUAGGUUUGCACUGAUUGAGCUGGUAAUGAAGGUAAAGCACGCAGUCAGCGCAGCGCAGAGAACAGCAACUGAACUCAAUGUUGUCGUCGGUGGAUGGACCUUAGAGGAUGUGUUCACGGUUGGCAACGCGGUUCUCUCUAUUAUACAGCGAGAGUCAGGGUGUGAGGAGAUUAUCAGAGAGAUCCUUGAAGAGCAGAUGGGCAAUCUCCACUCACAACAACGAUUUGAAGAAUUAGGAUCGUCUCCCUUCUAUGUUUGCGGGCUCAAUAGCAUUGUCCACGGCAAGUCAGCCUCCUCCAAGUAA
Messenger RNA from Giardia duodenalis, 3480 nucleotides. RefSeq lists its product as uncharacterized. The record is from RefSeq and is a predicted model, not a curated record. The transcript has a single exon. Bases 1 to 3480 code for a protein of 1159 amino acids. Lineage: Eukaryota; Fornicata; Diplomonadida; Hexamitidae.